GUUUGGUAGGAAAAAGGUGGCGAUAGGUACCACCGCGAACGGCCCGCGGAGAUUCCCCGACGUGCAGCACGAUUGUUCCGUUAUGAGUGGCGGCCACAGUCGCCGGUCGAUCAGUGUCCGUGUGUAGGGCUGACCAACAAGUCGCUGCGGUUCGGUCGCCGAUGUUGUUGAACACGUCCAGUACAGUGCUAUGGCUUCGCGUAUAACGUCCGGUGCUCGGUUGUGCGUUCGCACCAGUAUCGACAAACUCGUGUGCAAUUUGUCCAGAAGCCGUCACCACAAUGCGGUGGAUACGGCUGCCGUCCGUCGGGGCUCGGACAGGAUUCUACAAUGUUACCAGAAACAGUCAAACCGAAUGAGAUCAGAUCACCAGAGGAAUCACUGUCGACGUUUUACUACUUUACAAGACACAGAUACAGAUUCACUGUCUUCUAUCGACCCAUACAGACUGUUAGAUGACGACCUCAGAGAUGUAUACACAGACAUCACACGGGAACUUGAACUGAACACUAAUCAAGAUGAGCUACGGACGAUAGCUACAUAUUACUUCGAUGGGCAAGGAAAAGCCCUUAGGCCUAUGGUGGCUAUCCUGAUGGCUCAUGCCAUAAAUUACCACAUGAACAAUAAUGGUUUGGACAAGAAACAAAGAGAAGUAGCUAUGAUUGCGGAAAUGAUUCAUUCUGCAUCCCUAAUUCACGAUGAUGUCAUUGAUCAAUCAGACUUUCGACGGGGAAAGCCGAGUGUAAACGCGCUUUGGAGUCACAAAAAAGUAGCCAUGGCUGGUGAUUAUAUAUUGGCAGUAACGUCUAUGAUGAUCGCCAGGCUUAACCACAAUGACGUCACAAUCACGCUUAGCCAAAUCAUCACUGACUUGGUUCAAGGAGAGUUCAUGCAGCUCGGCUCUAAGGAGACUGAGAACGAAAGAUUUGCUCACUAUUUAACGAAAACUUACAGAAAAACAGCCAGCCUCAUAGCCAAUUCAGUCAAAGCUGAAGCGAUGUUAGCUGGCGCCGACGACCAAUUGGUUGACGUAUCGUUCGAGUACGGCCGUAAUAUAGGCCUGGCGUUCCAGCUGGUCGAUGACCUGUUAGACUUCGUGUCCAGCAAAGAUGCCAUGGGCAAACCGACGGCAGCCGAUCUGAAACUGGGCUUGGCCACCGCUCCAGUAUUGUUCGCCUGCGAAAAGUACCCCGAGUUGAAUGCCAUGAUAAUGCGGCGGUUCCAAGAGCCAGGCGAUGCAGAACGUGCCUUCGAACUGGUACACAAGUCACAGGGUCUCGAACAGACGCGGUUCCUUGCCAAAAAACACUGUCUCGAGGCAACUCGUCUGGCCGGCAAGAUUGCCGAGUCACCGUAUCAAAAGUCUCUGUUGGUCGUACCCGACCUAAUAGUAAAUCGCAUGAAAUAGCCAAAUCCCCUUUGCUGCACAUUGCUUUAGGGUACACAGAUAAAUAAAUGUGUAUGCAAAUUUUUAGAUUCAAUUAAAAAAAAACGUAAUGGUGAACCAGUUAUUAUAAUAUAAAACUAGUCCCAAUUAUUCGAAAAAAAAUAUAUAAUCUAUAUUAUGCUAACGAUUUUAUUUAUAUCGUUUGAAGUUUAAAAUUGCCUUGAUUCAAAGGUACACUUAUUUUUGUUAUUAUAUUAUUUUAUUUUUAAUGUAUGUUUAUUAUUAGUAUUAAUUACAUACUUUUGUUUUUUUUUUUUUUAAUGCUAGUACUUAAAAACAACACUAUCAUAAUAUCAACAAUAAAGUAAUUUCUGUAUGAUACCGUUGUAAUGGUGAUCUACAUGAUUUUCAUCCCCAUACAAUUUUUAUUUUUAAUGUUUUAUUUUUUUUUUUGUGUUACCCAAGAAUUUUUUUGUUUACUUAAUAAUUUAAUGAACAAAUUAUAUAUAUACAACUAAUCAUAGUUUUCUGUACACUAUAAUCUAAUUUUAACAGCGCACAAAUUCAUUUUUAAUAAAAUAUAUUUCAAAAACUCACAUCUUGUAGCUUUUGAUUAGUAUGAUGUUAUAAUUAAGAUUAUGGUGUAUCACUUAAUUUUAUUUUAUGAAUAGAAUCAAGUAUAAUUUUUAUAUUAUUAAACAUAAAUAAAAUUCAGUAAAACUGACUAACAA
This is a messenger RNA of Acyrthosiphon pisum (pea aphid), 2118 nucleotides long. RefSeq names its product decaprenyl diphosphate synthase subunit 1 qless (gene qless). Gene Ontology annotation, molecular function: prenyltransferase activity. The record is from RefSeq and is a predicted model, not a curated record. Gene Ontology annotation, cellular component: mitochondrion; transferase complex. The transcript has 8 exons. Gene Ontology annotation, biological process: isoprenoid biosynthetic process; ubiquinone biosynthetic process. Bases 191 to 1408 code for a protein of 405 amino acids. NCBI's taxonomy places the organism in Eukaryota, Metazoa, Arthropoda, Insecta, Hemiptera, Aphididae.